Molecule: messenger RNA, 630 nt
Organism: Blastomyces gilchristii SLH14081
Lineage: Eukaryota; Fungi; Ascomycota; Eurotiomycetes; Onygenales; Ajellomycetaceae
Exons: 2
Coding region: 1-630 (209 amino acids)
Source: RefSeq, a predicted model, not a curated record
AUGGCCACAGAAAAAGAGCUGGCUCUUGUUGAAUGGCCAAAGAAGAACAUGUAUAUUGAAGAUGUUGCUGAGUUCGCUCAAGUCAUUCUCAUCAUCACUGAGAUGACAUUUGUCUGUGGUUGGCAGCACAUUCAAAUGCUUCUCUUCUUGCAGCUUGCUGCCAUCACUGCCAGCCGUCCCUUGGCAAUCCUCCAUCUUUGGUAUCAAGAUGUCAUGUUAACCCUGAUUCGAGUUUCAGACAGCGGACGCCCCCGAUUGUUCAUAUUCUUAAAACCAGAAUUUACUAAAAGAUUUCUCAGAGAUAAGGCACUGAACGAGUUUAAGAUUUCAGAAAUCAUCUUUGAUUCAACCCUGGUUCUCAGCCUGCAUAUCUGCCUGCUGACUCUGCUCUUUCACAUUGGAGGAUUCAAGUCAAUUUCAACAAGUGAACCAGUGUUGGAUUGCGCAGAGAAACUCUACAGCAUCAAAGUGCUGAAUGGCAAGGGACAGCAGCUGCUACUACUAAAGAAUGAAUUACUGAAUAAGUUUGUGUUUUGCCAGACAGAGUCAACAUUCACCGGAUUUAAAAUUUGCUUUGAAUCAGAGGAUGACUCCAUUCAUGAUGAGUUCUCAGAUGCGCUGAGCUGGUGA